Messenger RNA from Aspergillus affinis, 2988 nucleotides. RefSeq names its product putative diacylglycerol O-acyltransferase (DgaT). Gene Ontology annotation, biological process: 'de novo' pyrimidine nucleobase biosynthetic process; 'de novo' UMP biosynthetic process. NCBI's taxonomy places the organism in Eukaryota, Fungi, Ascomycota, Eurotiomycetes, Eurotiales, Aspergillaceae. Bases 1 to 2988 code for a protein of 995 amino acids. The record is from RefSeq and is a predicted model, not a curated record. The transcript has 10 exons. Gene Ontology annotation, molecular function: orotidine-5'-phosphate decarboxylase activity. Gene Ontology annotation, cellular component: membrane; cytosol.
AUGAGUGAACUCAAGACGUCUACGCCCCCUCACGCCGACAAUGCCUCGAGCAGUGGGGUUUCAUACUCCAAACCCAUGAACGGCACUUCUGUUCGUCCCGACACUUCUUCCACGACCCCUGAGAGCUCCAAGGGUAGUAAGGGAAAGAGAAGAAGUAAAUACCGGCAUGUCGCAGCGUAUCAUUCGGAGUUGCGACACUCCAGUCUGAGUCGCGAUUCCGAUGCCUCGACCAGCUUCCUAGGGUUCCGGAAUCUCAUGGUCAUCGUUCUAGUGGCGAUGAACCUUCGAUUGAUUAUUGAAAACUUCAUGAAAUACGGGGUUCUCAUUUGUAUCAAAUGCCACGAUUACCGAAAACAGGAUGUCGUGCUGGGUACUAUGCUCUUCUCUCUUGUCCCGUGCCAAUUGUUCAUCGCCUACAUUCUUGAAUUAGCUGCCGCUGGACGAGCUAAGCAGACCGUCGGACGAAAGAAGAAAGACGGGUCAACCGAUGGAGACGAGCGGAACCAGCGCGCGUUUCGCACCAUCUGGCGAUUUGCAUUGUUCUUCCAUAUCGUGAACGCCCUACUUAAUCUCGCCGUGACCAGCUUUGUCGUCUACUACUACAUCCAUCAUCCCGGAAUCGGCACCGUCUGCGAAGUCCACGCGCUCAUCGUUGCGCUCAAAAAUUGGUCCUAUGCCUUCACCAACCGCGACCUCCGCGAGGCGAUGCUCCAUCCGUCAGCGGAGUCGGCCAUCCCCGAAUUAUACUCGUCCCUUCCCUAUCCCAGGAACAUCAGCCUGGGGAACCUGACCUACUUCUGGCUCGCGCCGACAUUGGUCUACCAGCCGGUCUAUCCCCGAUCGCCGCGCAUCCGCUGGUCCUUUGUCGCCAAACGUAUGUUCGAAUUCGUCGGUCUCUCCAUGUUUAUCUGGCUUCUCUCCGCUCAGUAUGCCGCCCCGGUGCUCCGAAACUCGAUUGAAAAGAUCGCUGUGAUGGAUAUCGCGUCAAUUCUGGAGCGGGUAAUGAAACUGUCUACAAUCUCUCUCGUCAUCUGGCUUGCCGGGUUCUUCGCCCUUUUCCAGUCGUUCUUGAAUGCAUUGGCCGAGAUCAUGCGAUUUGGCGACCGCGAAUUCUACACGGAUUGGUGGAACAGCUCGAGUCUUGGUGCUUACUGGCGGUCGUGGAACCGGCCCGUGUAUCUUUUCAUGAAGCGGCAUGUGUUUUCUCCCAUGGUUGGAAGGGGGUACAGUCCCUUUGCGGCGAGUGUGGUUGUCUUUACGCUCUCCGCUCUUUUGCAUGAACUACUUGUGGGCAUACCCACCCACAAUGUCAUUGGCGUCGCACUUGCCGGGAUGUUGUUUCAGCUGCCGCUGAUCGCCAUCACCGCUCCAAUGGAGAAGAUGAAGGAUCCACUGGGUAAGGUUAUCGGGAACUCCAUCUUCUGGGUGAGCUUCUGUCUUGUAGGGCAGCCUCUGGGGGCACUGCUGUACUUCUUUGCCUGGCAAGCGAAAUACGGCAGUCAUACAAUCCACCCACCGUCUUAUAUCUUCCACAGCGCUAUCAUAGCUUUCACAAUGGUUACUACUCUGACCGUCCCCGACAACUAUGGCGCCGCCAUUGCCGUUGCCCUCGGUGCCAUCCCUAUCAUGGGCUUCGUUCACGGCAACGUGGUCACCAGCCUUCGGAAGCUGGCAAAGGUGCCGUACCCGCACACUUACGCGACCGUGGAGCAAUGCAAGGAGAAUCUAACCUCCUCCCCCACCCACCAGCCCAAAGCCGAACAAUUCAACUGCGCCCAACGCGCGCACUCGAAUUUCCUAGAGAACGCAACGCAAGCCAUGUUCUUCAUCUUGGUCGCAGGACUGAAAUACCCUCAGCUGUCGACGGCCCUGGGCGCCGCGUGGACGGUCUCCCGCGGACUCUUCCUCUACGGAUACGUCUACUCGGGUAAACCGCAGGGUCAGGGACGGUACUUGGGGUCGUGGUUCUGGCCUUUGCAGGGCAUUCUCUGGGGACUGACUGUUUUUGGAGUGGCGAAGGAUUUGAUUUCUUGUAUUACUUACCUAUUGGGAUGGCUGCUUCGGUUGCGAUUAAAAUGGUGGGUUGAGUAUUGGUUAUAUCUAAACAUCCUCAUCUCCACACCCCGCAUUACCCCUCCAUCCGAUAUCGACAUGUCUUCCAAGUCGCAAUUGACCUACUCCGCGCGGGCUAGCAAGCACCCCAAUGCGCUGGCCAAGAAGCUCUUCGAGGUCGCCGAGGCCAAGAAGUCCAACGUCACAGUGUCCGCCGACGUGACAACCACCAAGGAGUUGUUGGAUCUGGCCGACCGCCUCGGUCCCUACAUCGCCGUCAUUAAAACUCACAUCGAUAUUCUCUCCGACUUCAGCGAAGAAACAAUCACCGGCCUCAAGGCCCUCUCGGAGAAACACAACUUCCUGAUCUUCGAAGACCGCAAAUUCAUCGACAUCGGCAACACCGUCCAGAAACAGUACCACCGCGGAACCCUCCGCAUCUCCGAAUGGGCCCACAUCAUCAACUGCAGCAUCCUGCCGGGCGAGGGCAUCGUCGAGGCCCUGGCCCAGACCGCCGGCGCGUCGGACUUCCCCUACGCCUCCGAGGGCCGCGGGCUGCUCAUCCUCGCUGAAAUGACUUCCAAGGGAUCCUUGGCGACGGGCGCCUACACUACCGCCUCGGUCGACUACGCGCGGAAGUACAAGGAGUUCGUGAUGGGGUUCGUGUCGACGAGGGCGUUGGGCGAGGUGAAGUCGGAGAAUAGCGGGCCGGUGGACGGUGAGGAUUUCGUGGUCUUCACGACGGGCGUGAACCUUUCGUCGAAGGGGGAUAAGCUGGGACAGCAGUAUCAGACUCCUGAGUCGGCCGUUGGUCGGGGGGCGGAUUUCAUCAUCGCGGGUCGGGGUAUCUACGCGGCGGCGGAUCCGGUCGAGGCGGCGAAGCGUUAUCAGGAGGAGGGGUGGAAGGCGUACUUGGCGCGCGUUGGGGGAAAUUAG